Molecule: messenger RNA, 840 nt
Organism: Prosopis cineraria
Lineage: Eukaryota; Viridiplantae; Streptophyta; Magnoliopsida; Fabales; Fabaceae
Product: brassinosteroid-responsive RING protein 1-like
Exons: 1
Coding region: 119-640 (173 amino acids)
Biological process (GO): protein ubiquitination
Molecular function (GO): ubiquitin protein ligase activity
Source: RefSeq, a predicted model, not a curated record
UCUCUCUCUCUCCUCUCUCUCUCUCUCUGUAUAUAUAUAUAUAUAUAUAACGCACCCCCUUCUGUUUCCGAACAAACCAAAUUAAGCUUCAUUUAUACAUUCUCUCUGGUUCUCUGAUAUGGGAGUUCCGGUGGGUUGCGCCGAGCUCGUUUUCCCGAAGCUUCUCAUCCAGAUCCUUGCCGUAUUUGGAUUCCUCAGAACAAUCACAUCGUUCCUCCUUCGCUCCGUGGGCCUCCCCGAUUUCCUCGAACCGGACAUUCAUUACUUCUGGGAUUCUCAAGAGAACGCGUAUUUUUACCCUACCCGACUGCCCGAAUUCGAGUCGGCGAGCUCGGUCCUGAUCCGAGAGAUGCUGCCGGUGGUGAAGUUCUCGGAGCUUGAGGCGGCGCCAGAGAGCUGCUGCGCCGUGUGUCUGUACGAAUUCGACGGCGACGAUGAGAUCCGACAGCUCACAAACUGCACGCACGUAUUCCACCGAGGAUGUCUAGAUCGUUGGAUGGGAUACGAUCGGAGAACGUGUCCGUUGUGUCGAGCACCGUUCACACCUCACCAUAUGCAAGCAGCUUUUAAUCACUCUCUCUGGGCUGCUUCUGGUAUACCUGAAUUUUACCCAGAAUCUGAUUCUGAAUUAUUAUUAUGAUCUUUCUUCUUUGUAAUUAACUGUUGAUUCUUGUCUUCAUAAUUCCCUGGAAGCUGAGAUCUGGGGAUGGGUCAUCGAUUCAUCAUUCAUCGAUGAUGUAUGCGUAUGUGUGUAUUGUGUAUUAUGUAUAUGUAUACCGAGAAAUAGAGUACUAAUGGAGUGGAUUAAUCAGUAUGAAGUUGGGGGUUCUCAUUUCAGAA